CCGGUGUGACCAGCCCGGCCGGGGGGGCAAGAUGGCGGCGGCAAUAGGGGUCCGCGGCAGGUUCGAGCUGCUACCUUGCUCUGGCCCAGGUUGGCUUAUCAGCCUUUCCGCUUUGCUGAGCGUGGUGGCUCAAGGGGCCUUGGCCACUACGCACUGGGUCGUCACGGAGGACGGGAAGAUCCAACAGCAGGUGGAUUCACCAAUGAACUUGAAGCAUCCCCAUGACUUAGUCAUAUUAAUGAGACAAGAAACAACAGUUAACUACCUCAAAGAACUAGAGAAACAACUAGUUGCUCAAAAAAUUCACAUAGAGGAGAAUGAGGACAGAGACACAGGCCUGGAACAGAGACACAAUAAAGAAGACCCCGACUGCAUCAAGGCCAAAGUGCCUUUGGGAGACCUGGACCUUUAUGAUGGCACAUAUAUAACUCUGGAGAGCAAGGACAUCAGGCCUGAGGAUUUCAUAGACACAGAAUCUCCUGUCCCUCCAGACCCAGAGCAACCUGAUUGUACUAAAAUCCUAGAGCUUCCCUAUAGUAUACAUGCUUUUCAGCACUUACGAGGUGUACAAGAAAGAGUUAAUCUUUCUGCCCCUCUCUUACCUAAAGAAGAUCCAAUCUUCACGUAUUUGUCUAAACGCUUAGGAAGAAGUAUUGACGACAUAGGUCACCUCAUUCAUGAAGGCCUACAGAAGAAUUCUUCCUCCUGGGUACUAUAUAACCUGGCUUCAUUUUACUGGAGAAUAAAAAAUGAGCCUUAUCAAGUAGUGGAGUGCGCCAUGCGAGCGCUGCACUUCUCCUCCAGGCACAAUAAAGACAUUGCUCUGGUCAACUUGGCCAAUGUUCUACACAGAGCGCAUUUCUCCGCGGAUGCGGCUGUCGUGGUCCAUGCAGCCCUGGAUGACAGUGACUUCUUCACCAGCUACUACACACUGGGGAAUAUAUAUGCAAUGCUCGGGGAAUAUAACCACUCAGUGCUCUGUUACGACCACGCCUUGCAAGCCAAGCCUGGGUUUGAGCAAGCUCUAAAGAGGAAACACGCUGUCCUGUGUCAGCAAAAACUGGAGCAGAAGCUAGAGGCUCAGCAUCGGUCCCUUCAGAGAACCCUGAAUGAACUAAAAGAGUACCAGAAGCAGCAUGACCACUACCUGCGGCAGCAAGAGAUUCUAGAGAAGCACAAGCUGAUUCAGGAGGAACAGAUCUUACGGAACAUCAUCCACGAGACACAGAUGGCAAAAGAGGCGCAGCUGGGAAAUCAUCAGAUAUGCCGGCUGGUCAACCAGCAACAUAGUUUGCAUUGCCAGUGGGACCAACCCGUGCGCUACCAUAGAGGAGAUAUCUUCGAAAAUGUGGACUAUGUUCAGUUUGGUGAUGAUUCAUCAACCUCCAGUAUGAUGUCUGUGAAUUUCGAUGUUCCUACAAAUCAGAGUGAUGUCAGCGAAUCUGUCAGGUCUUCUCCUGUAGCCCAUUCUGUUCUCUGGGUCUGGGGCCGGGACUCUGAUGCAUAUAGGGACAAACAACAUAUUCUUUGGCCUAAAAGAGCAGAUUGUACAGACAGCUAUCCCAGAGUCCCCCUUGGUGGAGAAUUGCCAACAUACUUUCUGCCUCCAGAGAACAAAGGACUCAGGAUCCACGAAUUGACCAGUGAUGAUUAUUCUUCAGAAGAGGAGGCCAAACCCCCUGACUGUUCCAUAACUGACUACAAAAAAAGCCACACUCUGUCCUACUUAGUCAAAGAAUUAGAGGUCCGAAUGGAUCUGAAAGCCAAGAUACCCGAUGACCAUGCACGAAAAAUUUUACUUUCCCGUAUUAAAAACUAUACUAUCCCAGAAGAAGAAAUUGGGUCUUUCUUGUUUCAUGCUAUUAACAAGCCCAAUGCUCCUGUCUGGCUCAUUCUGAACGAAGCAGGCCUGUACUGGAGAGCCGUAGGAAACAGCACCUUUGCUAUCGCCUGCCUUCAGAGGGCUUUGAACUUAGCACCAGUUCAGUACCAGGACAUCCCUCUCGUCAACCUGGCCAACCUUUUGAUUCAUUACGGCCUUCAUCUUGAUGCUACCAAGUUGCUGCUGCAAGCCGUGGCGGUCAAUAGUUCUGAGCCCCUGACCUUUUUAAGCCUGGGAAAUGCUUACCUUGCUCUGAAGAAUGUCAGCGGGGCCCUUGAAGCCUUCAGACAGGCCUUGAAGCUUACCACCAAAUGCCCAGAGUGUGAGAACAGCCUGAAGCUGAUCCGCUGCAUGCAGUUUUACCCUUUUCUGUACAACAUCACCUCUUCUGUUUGUAGUGGUCAUUGUCAUGAGAAAACCCUGGACAACAGCCAUGACAAACAGAAAUACUUUGCCAAGCCACAGUCAUUGGACGCUGCUGAAGAAGAGCCCUCUGGGCCAGGAACAGACGAGGACCCUGUGCUGUCUGUUGAGAACGCAGGGAGGGACUCACAUGCCCUUAGACUUGAAAGCACAGUGGUGGAGGAGAGCAAUGGUUCUGACGAGGUCGAGAAGUCAGAUGAAUCAAAGAUGUCCGAAGAGAUCCUGGCUUUGGUGGAUGAGUUUCAGCAGGCCUGGCCUCUGGAAGGCUUCGGGGGAACAUUGGAAAUGAAGGGGCGACGUCUGGACCUGCAGGGAAUACGGGUACUGAAGAAAGGACCUCAGGAUGGAGUAGCCAAGAGCUCUUGCUAUGGAGACUGCAGAAGUGAAGAUGAUGAAGCAACAGAGUGGAUCACAUUCCAGGUCAAACGUGUAAAGAAACCCAAAGGGGAUCAUAAAAAACCUCCUGGGAAAAAAGUAGAGGCGAGUCAAGCAGAAAAUGGACAACGCUACCAAGCAAACUUAGAGAUCACUGGCCCAAAGGUGGCCUCUCCUGGGCCGCAGGAAAAAAAGCGUGACUACCAGAGUCUGGGGUGGCCCAGUCCCGAUGAGUGCCUCAAACUCCGCUGGGUAGAGCUAACUGCCAUCGUGAGCACCUGGCUAGCAGUUUCUUCAAAGAACAUUGACAUCACAGAGCACAUAGACUUUGCCACACCCAUACAGCAGCCAGCAAUGGAACCGCUGUGCAAUGGUAAUCUCCCCACGAGCAUGCACACCCUGGACCACUUACAUGGAGUGUCCAACAGAGCCAGCCUUCACUACACCGGGGAGAGCCAGCUAACAGAGGUACUUCAGAAUCUUGGCAAGGACCAGUAUCCGCAACAGUCACUUGAACAAAUCGGCACCCGAAUCGCCAAGGUUUUGGAAAAAGUGUUGUCAUGCUCACGGAUGUACGACAGUUAUUGGUUGCUGCCUUCAUAGACUGACAGCGACACAGUGUGUGUGGACUGUUGAAAGUUUGUAGCGCUAUCUGAAAAUAGUCCUGCCCUUACUCUUCCCUAAGAAGUCACAUCAGAGCCCAGUCUGGUCCCCAGGAGCUAAUGGCAGGCAGUGUUGGGGAAAAGAGCAUGUUAAACAGAGUCACUGGGAAGCCAGCAAGAGUCGGGAAUGGCUCCAUGUUACACAGCACUGCCUCUUCACAGACAUAGUAGAUGAGGAAAACACCAGCAAGACUCUAGAGAUCAAGGAGGCAUAAGGAAUGUGUCACCCAGUUACAGUGUGUGGACCUUACUUAAACUAUUAUUAUUCAAAUUGUGAGAGCAAAGCAGAGCUUCCAUAAUCCAACUGGGGAAAUAUGCCACCUGAAUAAUUGAUGGUAUUAAAGAAUAAGUUGCAAUAUUUUAGAUAUAAUCUAUUAGUCAUAGGCUUUAAUGUGAGUUUUUGCCUUAGCAGUACCCUGAAAAAAUGAAUUGGUAAGAUUCCAUGAAGCCCGGGGCUUGCACCGGUAACAGACUGGAGAAGCAGAUGGACGGAAACGGACGGCGCUCAGUCCAGAGGCUUUCUUACUGUGUGUGUGCACGCUAAGUUGUUAUAAGUCAUUUAUCCAUGUGUGUGCACAGGCAGGGGUCAGUUCACAACUCGCUGGUUGAUUUUCUUCUCCUGUCAUGUAGAUUCCAAGAAGCAAACUCAGGUGAUCAGUCUUGGCAACAAGUGCCUUUACCUGAUAGGCCAUUUUGUUGACCCAUGUGUACACUUUCUAAAUAUCCAUUAUAAUCUAUUUUAAAGAAAUGUAAAUAUGAUAAAGUUAAAAAAAGUUUAAUAGCAACAAUGAAAAAAAAAAACUAUUGAAAUCAGAAAGCAGUUAAUAGAACCCAAUUGGCAGAAAGGGUUUUUCUUUUGAGGGAGGGGUGUAUUUUUGAAAGAGGACCUGGUGUAACCCAGGGUGGCCUCAAACUCACUUUUUUAGCAGAAGAUAACCAUGAGUUUCUGAACAUCCUGCCUUUACUUCCCAAGUGCUAGGGUCACAUGUGUACACCAGCUGUAAAUGAAAUAAUUAUUUAAGAAGUGUAGUCACACAAUGGGGCUAGGUGAGAUGAACCUAGUUAGUGACUUAGAAACUUCAUGUAAGAAAUUACAUCAGUCCUCUGCCCCAAAAGUUCCUGGAUACGGGAACACUUGCUGACUAUCUUCAUGAAGCUCAGUCCUACCUGGUGAUGCCUUCUCUAUCCACUCUGCUAACCUCUCAGCAUCACACUGUUGACUCUGGAUCUCAAGUACAACAGUGGACUUAUCAGCAAGAGCAUUGAAUAAAGAGAUAAGUCUGUCAGUAGACAGGAAAUGCCAUGUGUCCCAAAUGGGUGAGUGCGAGGAGGUCCACUCCUAGACACAGUACAGCAAAGCCCUCUAACAACAGCGACAGAUGACUUUAAAAGCGUGUGUUCAGUCAGGUAGUGUCAGGAAGACAGAGUAGGCACCAGGUAUUUCAGAAAACCAAACUUAACGUAGAAAACAGAUUACGUUGUUGUAGAAGGAUGAAAAGGGGGGAAGGAAAUACUGAGGUAAACCACAGACAGCAGCUGUAGUGAGUCCUCACAGCAAAAGGGUGGGGGGAAGCAAGCAUUGAGGCCUCUGCUAGCUUACAUCACAGAUCUACAGGAAGUGUUCUGUAGGACUCUGACAAACCUGGCUGCUGCUGAGGCACACUGAGGCUCCUAGGAGGGCUGAGUGCCCCCAGCUUUGGUCGCCAUUGCUGGAAUGAGUCUGGGUGGUGUGAGCCUGGGUGAACAGAAAGAACAACAUCCCUUUCCGCACCAGCCUCCAGUCCCCUAGGGCAGAUGUUUGUAGAACAUAACAGGAAGCCUGCUUACAACAGAGAAAGGCGAUUUUCAGACUCACAGCCACAGGACCACAGUGCAGUUAUAGAAUUAGGCUUUGGCCUUGAGACAGAACAGCUUAAUAAAUAUCCAUGCAGCCAUUCAUUCAUUUACUCAUCCAGUAGGUACUGACCGAGGGUCUUUACCGUGUGUCUCGUUAGUGCUGAAGGUAAAUCAGUGAAGGGAACCUGAAGGAUUGGUGACAUUGUGGGGAUUAGGAAAGGACAGCUCACCUACAGAGGGAUAGUGACUGAAAUGACAGCCUGCAUGAUAGGACCAUCAAAGCCAGAUGACAAUUCUGAAAGGACGCAGACCCCCUAGAAUUAUAUGACCUUCUGUAAGGGAAGGAUAAAGACAUUUAAAGAUACAACGCUAAGAAAAGUUCACAUUCCAAGAGUCCUGCCCAAAGCAACUCUAUGUACCAGCUACCAAUGCCUUAUCCUAAGACACAAGAUUUGCAAAGAAGUAAGAUGAUAAAGUCACAAAUACAGAUGUAACCUGUAGGUAGGGUUGUAGAUUUUAAAAGAAAUAACAAAGCCGGGCAGUGGUGACUCACGCCUGUAAUCCCAACACUCUGGGAGGCAGAGACAGGCGGAUUUCUGAGUUCGAGGCCAGCCUGGUCUACAGAGUGAGUUCCAGGACAGCCAGGGCUAUACAGAGAAACCCUGUCUUGAAA
This is a messenger RNA of Apodemus sylvaticus (European woodmouse), 5851 nucleotides long. RefSeq names its product tetratricopeptide repeat domain 17 (gene Ttc17). Gene Ontology annotation, biological process: cilium organization; actin filament polymerization. Gene Ontology annotation, molecular function: protein binding. Gene Ontology annotation, cellular component: actin cytoskeleton; cytoplasm. The transcript is spliced from 23 exons. Bases 32 to 3283 code for a protein of 1083 amino acids. The record is from RefSeq and is a predicted model, not a curated record. NCBI's taxonomy places the organism in Eukaryota, Metazoa, Chordata, Mammalia, Rodentia, Muridae.